GCGGCGGCUCCGCCGGAAUAGCUUCCUGUAAACGCGAUCUUGCGGGGACUUUACCCCGGUCUGCUGCACGCGGCGCACGAACCGGAUGAGUUUUCUUUGAGCGCUUUCUCGGGGGUAGUACUUGGGAUACUUCUUGCGGUGGCUCCGACGAUGAAUCUCUCGAUCGUGACCUUGACCGAGAUUUUCCGCGGGAGUAUGGAGAGCGCUGACCCCGAUCCUUGGCUUGUGGUACAUCACGAUGCCGAUCUUUUCCACGUGGUGGAUCGACUGGAGAACUCGGACUCCGUUGCUUCCUGUUGGGGUGCGGAUCUCGCGGCGGCUCCGGCGAAAAAAUAUCCUUUGAUCGCGACCUUGACCGUGAGUAUGGAGACCUUUGACCCCGAUCCUUGGCUUGCGGUACAUCACGAUGCCGAUCUUUUCCACGUGGUGGAUCGACUGGAGGACUCGGACUCCGUUGCUUCCUGUUGGGGUGCGGAUCUCGCGGCAGCUCCGGCAAAGGAUCUCUCGAUCGUGACCUUGACCGAGAUUUGCCGCGGGAGUAUGGAGAGCGUUGACCCCGAUCCUUGGCUCGCGGUACAUCACGAUGCUGAUCUUUUCCACAUGGUGGAUCGACUGGUGGACUCGGACUCCGUUGCUUCCUGUUGGGGUGCGGAUCUCGCGGCGGCUCCGGCGAAAAAAUAUCCUUUGAUCGCGACCUUGACCGUGAGUAUGGAGACCUUUGACCCCGAUCCUUGGCUUGCGGUACAUCACGAUGCCGAUCUUUUCCACAUGGUGGAUCGACUGGUGGACUCGGACUCCGUUGCUUCCUGUUGGGGUGCGGAUCUCGCGGCGGCUCCGGCGAAAAAAUAUCCUUUGAUCGCGACCUUGACCGUGAGUAUGGAGACCUUUGACCCCGAUCCUUGGCUUGCGGUACAUCACGAUGCCGAUCUUUUCCACAUGGUGGAUCGACUGGUGGACUCGGACUCCGUUGCUUCCUGUUGGGGUGCGGAUCUCGCGGCGGCUCCGGCGAAAAAAUAUCCUUUGAUCGCGACCUUGACCGUGAGUAUGGAGACCUUUGACCCCGAUCCUUGGCUUGCGGUACAUCACGAUGCCGAUCUUUUACACGUGGUGAAUCGACUGGAGGACUCGGACUCCGUUGCUUCCUGUUGGGGUGCGGAUCUCGCGGCAGCUCCGGCAAAGGAUCUCUCGAUCGUGACCUUGACCGAGAUUUGCCGCGGGAGUAUGGAGAGCGUUGACCCCGAUCCUUGGCUCGCGGUACAUCACGAUGCUGAUCUUUUCCACAUGGUGGAUCGACUGGUGGACUCGGACUCCGUUGCUUCCUGUUGGGGUGCGGAUCUCGCGGCGGCUCCGGCGAAAAAAUAUCCUUUGAUCGCGACCUUGACCGUGAGUAUGGAGACCUUUGACCCCGAUCCUUGGCUUGCGGUACAUCACGAUGCCGAUCUUUUCCACGUGGUGGAUCGACUGGAGGACUCGGACUCCGUUGCUUCCUGUUGGGGUGCGGAUCUCGCGGCAGCUCCGGCAAAGGAUCUCUCGAUCGUGACCUUGACCGAGAUUUGCCGCGGGAGUAUGGAGAGCGUUGACCCCGAUCCUUGGCUCGCGGUACAUCACGAUGCUGAUCUUUUCCACAUGGUGGAUCGACUGGUGGACUCGGACUCCGUUGCUUCCUGUUGGGGUGCGGAUCUCGCGGCGGCUCCGGCGAAAAAAUAUCCUUUGAUCGCGACCUUGACCGUGAGUAUGGAGACCUUUGACCCCGAUCCUUGGCUUGCGGUACAUCACGAUGCCGAUCUUUUACACGUGGUGAAUCGACUGGAGGACUCGGACUCCGUUGCUUCCUGUUGGGGUGCGGAUCUCGCGGCAGCUCCGGCAAAGGAUCUCUCGAUCGUGACCUUGACCGAGAUUUGCCGCGGGAGUAUGGAGAGCGUUGACCCCGAUCCUUGGCUCGCGGUACAUCACGAUGCUGAUCUUUUCCACAUGGUGGAUCGACUGGUGGACUCGGACUCCGUUGCUUCCUGUUGGGGUGCGGAUCUCGCGGCGGCUCUGGCGAAAAAAUAUCCUUUGAUCGCGAUCUUGAUUUUCCGCGGGACUGUUCUUGCGGGUGAAUCUCUCUUAAAGGCAAUCUCUGCGAGUGCCGAUCCAAAUCACUACCAUGCGGCUGCCCCGGCGGAAAUUUUUCACGUGAGCGGGAUCUCGAUGACUCCGGCGGAAAAUUCUCGCGUGAACCCCCUUUUGGAGGAUAUCGACCUUUUUCCGGAAACAGUUCUUGUUCGGCGAAGGAAACGGACGACCGGCGUACCUUCUUUUCCUUCUCAUCUUGUUGCUCCCUGUUUAGUUCAAGAUGGCGUUUGUCAUGGUUAAACAUAACCUCAUCGUCCUAUUGAAUAUAAAAUUAUGAUUAGAAUCUAUUACAUACCAAUUGCACUUUAAAAUUUACGUCAAAACUUAUCAAAUCGUCAAUAAAACGACUGUUUAGAAUAGCUGCACUUUUCAACACCGCAGCAUUUUCUUUUUUCGCUCUUUGGCUCAUCGUGGCGCACUUCAAAUCAUGACUGGCAAAUCGAGACUGUAAUUUGACAGGGGUUUGACAUUUUAAUUUUAAAAGCAGCGUUGCCAGAUAAAGAAAAUAAAAUAUCUGUAUAAUUAUGUCAAAAUGUUUGUAUUUGCCCUGUACCUUGUAAUGUAGCAAGGUUUAUGAAUUAAGGUAAGACAACUUUUCAGCUUUCUAAAUAAUAGUAAACAAUGUCAUGAAAUCUUUUUUUUUUUGUUCCGCGAAUGCAAAUGCCGAAAAGCAAGUUAUAGGGGGAGAGGGGUGAUAUGCACCCCCUAAGGGAAAAGUGUGAUUUCUCAACCCUAACAGCAUUUAUGUGGAAGAAUUUUGAUAGAUGUUCUAAAACAAUUAUUAUUCUUUGUCAUUGAGGUUUUGCAGCGCGGCUGUGUUUCAAAUGUAGGUGGCGCCAAAAUGAGGUUACUUGCCAAAAAUCGUAUUCCUUUCUGCUAGAUUGAGGAACAAAAUCGCUUAUUUCUCAUGGUUCCCUGCAUCAAUCUCAAUGAAACUGGUUGCAAAAGACGAGAAAAACUUUUUGCUUUAAAAUAAUGAACAUCAAUUUUCUAGCGCGCAAAAAUUUGUAACCUUUUUCUCUAAAAAAAACAUGUUUUGGAACACGAAAAAAUGAGUUUCCCCGUAUAUAUCAAUGAAAUAAACAGUUAUAUAGUUGAUAACAGAUGUGUUAACGUAUACACUCAACCCCCGGUGGUUGGUCACUUUUUCGUUUGACACUUUUUUAGUUUGUACCCCGUUGGUUGGUCAAAGUCAAACUAAAAAGUGACGAACUGUCACUUUUUACACGGCGCUCACGCACACUAUCAAAGCAAAAGUUUGGUAGUGUGUGUGAACUCCGUGUAAACAGGGUGUCAAACUAAAAAGUGACCCCGUUCGUUUGACAACAGUUGGUGUCAAACCAUCGGGGUUUGAGUGUAUCACUUGCACCAUAUACAUUCAAGUUGUCGAAGUAGCAUCGCACGAUCACGCAUGAUUUCUCAAAAUGACUUAUGCAAUAAUUAAUUAAAACAUUAGCAUUAGUAUGGUGCUAGAAACAGUUUUUUGGCUUUAAGUAUGUCUUUAUGAUUCUAUGUAAUUUAUCAUGGGUACUAAAAUUGCCAAAAAUUUGAUAGAAAUAGUAUUUUUAUAUAAAUCCAUACGACCAUUUCAAAAAAUGCUCAUGAAUUUGCAUUAUCAGCUGGCUUUGUUUACGUUUUAAACCACGUGGCGCGAAGAUGUUGACAAAAGCGAUCUCGUUUGCGCAGGUUUUGGCCAAGAAGAAGUAAAAAAACCUGCUUUACUUUUUUAAACUCCGUGUCAUGUCCAUCCGUCUGUGGUUAUGCUACACAUGACCAAUAUGACAAAGAAUUUUGCAAAAAAGCUCUUGAAAUUAAGCCAUUUUUGUUGAAUAAAAUCGAAACAUAAUUGGAUUGUACGGUUGUUUUGUUGUUACGAUUUAUAAGAUUUCUAAAAACAAAACCAUGCAAUUUGCUGUAACAAUGAAUUCUAUGGUAAUCGCCAUUCCACUGAAAUUAAAAAAGUCAACAAUUUGCAACAUUUCACAAAACUUUCAACGAUGUAAAAAAUAUUUGAAUGAGACAAAAUCAAAAAUUUAAAAAUAAUGCAUCAAGAACUCUGUUAUUCUAACAGAGUUCUUACAGAGCUGGAUAUUCUUACAGCAUUCUAGCAGAAGUGUUCCACCGUUCUAGCAGGAUUCUGAUAGAACCAGCUCUGCUAGAUUAUUUCGUGACUGGGAUAUAGACCAGAGUCAGCACGAUACCCGGAUUUUUAUGGAGAUUUUUAGAAAAGUGAAAAUUUUACCAUUUUCCGGGCAAAUUUCACCGGAUUUUUAUGUUGGGUUGUUUAGCAUGUCAAAGUGAACCGAAAUACGCUUUUAAAACAAAAAUAUUAAAAAAAUUCAGCUAAACGCGUUUUCGGUUCUGCGGAACUAGCCCUCAAUCAGACGUAACAUGCGAUUGUCAAAAACACUAUCUCUGACUCUGUCACUCCGAUAGAAACUGACUUUGUUUAUGUUUUGGUUUUCUUGGUACGGUCAAGACCUUGAUGGUACAUUACGUUUUCCUGACUUAGGACAAGCGUACCAAAAAACAAAAACAUCUUUCGAACAGUUAAAUUGAUCAAAAGUGAUAUCGUUAUGAACAGACGUCGUGACAGGAAUUUUGCUGUUUCAUUUCCAUGGUAUGGGAGGCCACAUGUGAGGAGGGUGUAUAGUAGGGAAAGAACCGCUAGGCGUCAUUUCAUAGGACAAAAUAGAGGCCCAGAACAAGCAAAUAAUACAUCUCGGCAAAAUUUGCAUCAGGCAAACGAACAGCAUGUUCAAAACUACGAUAGCAAUUUAUCGAACGAGUCAGUUGGUUCCAAUGUUUCUCAGAAUCCUGAUAGUGCAGGCCAUCUCCAUAAUCACCAUGAACAAAACCAUCAAUCGAAUGAGUCUUUUGGUUCAAACUUUACUCCGGAACCUGAACACAAUGCUUCAAGCGAAUGUUCAGAUUCUGAUGGUCGUAGUAACCGGGUUUUUCAUAAGAAAUUUUCUGGACGUUACGGUAAACCAUUCAGAAUAAAUUCUGAACUACAAGUCUACGAUGUUUUGUUCAUGGUGUUAAAUUUUUACGUGCGUCACAUGCCCACGCAACAGGCAGUCGAAGACCUUCUUCGCAUGUUGAAUGUUAUUAUGGGAUGCAAAAUUUUGCCGGAAAACUUUCAUGGAUUUAUGGCAGCUUUCCCAGAUACCUACGGAGCCAAAAGGAUAUAUUUUUGCAAACGUUGUAAAUUUCGCCAUGGAAUAGUCGAACCACCCUCCGGAUUAAUAUGUCCAGUUAAAGACUGCGGAUCUAAAGAGUACGAUUUUUUCAUAAAUUUUCCAGUUGAACGCCAAAUAAGAGAAAUAGUAAAUAAAUACAAAAACGAAAUCAACGAUUAUGCUCAAGAAGUCCUUCUUGAUAAUAAAAUUAAGGACAUUAGGAAUGCUGGAAUUGUUCAACGAAUAAUUGGUGGUUCACGUGAUCAAUUUCUCACAAUUUCCAUUAACACGGACGGUGCAGAAACAUAUGAAUGUAUGUGGGCCUCAUUUGCCCGCCCGAGGGAAAAAAUCUGAACUUUUUUUCUUCCACUCGCAAAAACACUGCAAUUUUUUUGAAAACCACAUUCCAAACAUAUAAGUCGGUGUAGCCAACUUUCUAACGAAGACAAUGAUGUAUAGAAAUAUAUACGUUUUAUAUAAACUAUUUGAUUCUAGUACAAAAUAAAUGAAAUUUUUAGAAAAAUCGUCCAUCAAAACUGGUCGCGACGACGACGACGACGACCAACCAAGCAGACACACACGGACACGAGUGGAAAGAGAGAACGAAAAAUAACGGCAAAAUUCGAAUGAUGUGCAAUGCUGGCGAAAACAAAAGUUUCGGGAUUAUUAUUUUACUGAGAAUUAUAAAGAGAAUAUUAGUAGAACCGACUUCUGAAUAAACCGACCAAAUUGGAAUCGGUUCCAGGGGUCCCCGGGGAAUCCGGAUCAUGACCAAAAGGAAGAAUUUUUGAAGUAUUUCUGCUUGCAAAAUGGAGAUAAACAAUCUCAAUUUUGAAAAAGAAAAAACAUGGUAUUGGCCAGAAAGACGAUUGUCCGUAUUGGCCACUUUGUAAUCGAUUCCGGGUUUCCCCGGAUAAUCCGGAUCAUGGUGAAAUAGGAGAUUCAUUUUUUUAAAUAGUUGUACUUGAAAAAUGGAGAUAAUAGAUCUCAAUUUCGGAAAAGAAUAGUUAUGGCAUUUUUCAGAUUGGUGUUUGUCCGUAUUGGCCACUUUGGAAUCGAUUCCAUGUGUCCCCGGGGAAUCCGCAUCAUGGUCAAAUGGGAGAUUGAUUGCAAAAAUAGUUGUGCUUGAAAAUGGAGAUAAACAAUCUCAAUUUUGUAAAAAAAAAUAAGCAUGGCACUGACCAGAAAGACGAUUGUCCGUAUUGGCCACUUUGGCAUCGAUUCCAUGUGUCCCCGGGGAAUCCGGAUCAUGGUCAAAUAGGAGAUUCAUUGCAAAAAUAGUUGUGCUUUCAAAAUGAAGAUAAAAGAUCCAAUUUCGAAAAAGAAUAAUUGUGUCAUUUUUCAGAAUAGUGUUUGUCCGUAUUGGCCACUUUGUAAUCGAUUCCGGGUUUCCCCGGAUAAUCCGGAUCAUGGUGAAAUAGGAGAUUCAUUUUUUAAAAUAGUUGUACUUGAAAAAUGGAGAUAAUAGAUCUCAAUUUCGGAAAAGAAUAGUUAUGGCAUUUUUCAGAUUGGUGUUUGUCCGUAUUGGCCACUUUGGAAUCGAUUCCAUGUGUCCCCGGGGAAUCCGCAUCAUGGUCAAAUGGGAGAUUGAUUGCAAAAAUAGUUGUGCUUGAAAAUGGAGAUAAACAAUCUCAAUUUUGUAAAAAAAUAAACAUGGCACUGACCAGAAAGACGAUUGUCCGUAUUGGCCACUUUGGCAUCGAUUCCAUGUGUCCCCGGGGAAUCCGGAUCAUGGUCAAAUAGGAGAUUCAUUGCAAAAAUAGUUGUGCUUUCAAAAUGGAGAUAAAAGAUCCAAUUUCGAAAAAGAAUAAUUGUGUCAUUUUUCAGAAUAGUGUUUGUCCGUAUUGGCCACUUUGUAAUCGAUUCCGGGUUUCCCCGGAUAAUCCGGAUCAUGGUGAAAUAGGAGAUUCAUUUUUUAAAAUAGUUGUACUUGAAAAAUGGAGAUAAUAGAUCUCAAUUUCGGAAAAGAAUAGUUAUGGCAUUUUUCAGAUUGGUGUUUGUCCGUAUUGGCCACUUUGGAAUCGAUUCCAUGUGUCCCCGGGGAAUCCGCAUCAUGGUCAAAUGGGAGAUUGAUUGCAAAAAUAGUUGUGCUUGAAAAUGGAGAUAAACAAUCUCAAUUUUGUAAAAGAAUAAACAUGGCACUGACCAGAAAGACGAUUGUCCGUAUUGGCCACUUUGGCAUCGAUUCCAUGUGUCCCCGGGGAAUCCGGAUCAUGGUCAAAUAGGAGAUUCAUUGCAAAAAUAGUUGUGCUUUCAAAAUGGAGAUAAAAGAUCCAAUUUCGAAAAAGAAUAAUUGUGUCAUUUUUCAGAAUAGUGUUUGUCCGUAUUUUCCAUUUUGGAAUCGAUUCCCUGUGUUCCCGGAGAAUCCGAAACAUGGUCAAAAGGAAAAACUUUUUGCAAAAAUAAUUAUGCUUGAAAAAUGGAGAACAACAAUCUUAAUUUUAAAGAGAAUAUGAUUGGUGUUUGUCCGUAUUGGCCACUUUGGAAUCGAUUCCAUGUGUCCCCGGGGAAUCCGGAUCAUGGUCAAAUAGGAGAUUCAUUGCAAAAAUAGUUGUAUUUGAAAAAUUGAGAUAAAAGAUCUUAAUUUCGGAAAAGACUAAUGUGCCGUAUUGGCCACUUUGGAAUCGGUCCCAGGUUUCCUGAGAAAUUUGAAUCAUGGCCAAACGUGAGAUUUUUUACGAAAAUAGGUGUGCCUACAAAUUGAGGCCAAAUCAACAUUAUUUUUAAAAGGAUUAUAGAGGAUUGUAUCAAUUAGGCACAUUGAAUAUAAUAAUAUAUUUUCAGUGCAACUUUUACAUCACAAAUCAUUUAUUGUAAAGAAUAUAAAGUCCUUUGUGAUUUUCAACUAGGUGAAUAUUUUAAAAUUAAUUUCCUUUUUCUAAAGUAAUAUUAAAAAAAUUUACGCACUUCCAAAGGAACUUCAACCAUUCUGCGUUAUAAUUCAAAUUUAAGUUAUCAUAUGAUGCAUCUCGCAUCAUCAUGAUGCAGAUUUCCAAGGGACACCUGAUACCAAUUGCAAAGUAGCCAAUAUGGACAAACUCCAUUCUGAAAAUGCAUCAAUAAUCCUUUGAGAAACUUAUUUAGCGCCAAUAAUCAUCUGCCAAUUGCAAGCAGAACUAUUUUCGCAUAAAAAUCUCCCAUUUGUCCAUGAUUCAAAAACGGACAAACACCAUAAUGAAAAAUGCAUCAUCAUUCUCUUUCAAAAUUAUUAUUAAAUAUCUACAUUUUGCAAGCACAACUAUUUUUGCAAAAUGACAUGAUCAUGACCCGGAUUUCAUAUGGACACCUGGUAUCGAUUCCAAUGUGCCCAAUACGGACAAACACUAUCUUAAAAAUGCCAUCAUAUUCUCUUCAAAAUUUAGAUUGUUUAUAUCCAUUUUUCAAACACAACUGAGCAAUUCUUUGAGAUUUCGGUCAUUCUUUUUUUUUUGUAUUUUUAAUCCGAUUGAAACUUUUUUGGUGCCUUCGGUAUGCCCAAAAAAGCCAUUUUGCAUCAUUAGUUUGUCUUUAUAAUUUUCCAUACAAAUUUGGCAGCUACAAAAAUGAUAUAUGAAAAUUCAAAAAUCUGUAUCUUUUGAAGGAAUUUUUUGAUCGAUUUGGUGUCUUCGGCGAUGUCGUAGGUAUGGAUAAGGACUGUACUGAAAAAAAUGAUACACGGUAAAAAAAUUUUUUUAGUGAUUUUUAAUUUAACUUUUUGUCAUUAAAACUUGAUUUGCAAAAAAAAACUAUUUUUAUUUUUUUAUUUUCUGAUAUGUCCACUUUUCAUAAAUUUCCAGCAUGAGCAAAAAAUCUUUGAAUUUUUAAAUCAAUACUGAUUUUUUCAAUAAAUCGAAAUAUUGGUUGCAAAAAUUUCAAACUUCAUUUCGAUGUAAAAUCGAAUUUGCAAUCAAAAAGUACUUUAGUGAAAUUUUGAUAAAUUGCACCGUUUUCAAGUUAUAGUAAUUUUGAAGUAACUUUUUUGAAAAUAGUCGCAGUUAUUCUUUUUUUUUUAAAUAGUGCCCAUGUUUGCCCGCUUCUGACGUAAUAUUGAAUUUUUGGCCCUUUUGAAAUGUUAGUCUUGAUUAAAAAAAUGAAAAUAUUGUUUUCUAAAAGAUCGGAAAAUUUCACGAAUUUUUCAUGUUUAAUUCGUUGCUGAGAUAUCGACAUUAGAAAAUUGUGGGUUUAUAAAUCUUAGCAUGGCAAUAUCUCAGCAACUAACGGUCGCAUCAACAAAGUUCAAAAAAGCAAAAUAUAGAGAAUUUUCUCGACUUUUCAAAAAUAUUUUUUCCAUAAGUGUGCAAAGUGGGCACCAAUUUACAAACAUGAAUAACUGCGACUAUUUUCAAAAAAGUUACUUAAAAAUGGCUAUAACUUGAAAACGGUCCUCAUUAUCAAAAUUUCACUAAAGUACUUUUGGGUUGCAAAUUCAAUUUCACAUCGAAAAAUGAAAUUAGAAAUAUUUUGGAACCUAUAUUUCGAUUUUUUUUAAAUAGUAUUGAUUCAAAAAUUCAUAACUCGGUCAAAGAUUUUUUGCCCAUUCUGUAAAUUUCUGAAAAGUUGGCAUUUGAUGUCUUCUAAAUCAUAUCAGAAAAUACAAAAAUUAAAAAUAGUGUAUUUUUUUGCAAACCAAGUUUUACUAACAAAAAAGAAAUUAAAAAUCACCAAAAAAAAUUAUACAGUGCAAAAUUUUUUUUCAGUGUAGUCCAUAUCCAUACCUGCAACUUCGCCGAAGGCACCAAAUCGUUCA
Molecule: messenger RNA, 10023 nt
Organism: Culex pipiens pallens (northern house mosquito)
Lineage: Eukaryota; Metazoa; Arthropoda; Insecta; Diptera; Culicidae
Exons: 6
Coding region: 151-2355 (734 amino acids)
Source: RefSeq, a predicted model, not a curated record